AUGCUCUGCUAUGUCGGAAAAGCAACUAAGAUUUUCAUUUUCAUCGUCACCGUUGUUGUCGUCAUUGGUCUCGUCGUAGGCUUCGGUAUCCACCGUCGUCACUCACACCACUGCUCCGGCGACUAUUGCUCAUCUCCCACCGAUUCUUCUUUUUCGGAGCUAUGGCAAAUGGAAAAACGAACAGUCCCUUCCUCUCCCACUUCCCCUUUCAUAACUCCCUUUCCUAAUCCUAAUCCGAACCCGCCUCUACUCGGAUCUUCCCUGCCCGCCCCACCCGACUCAUCAUCAUCACCAAACCCAUCUGUUCCGAUCACCCCAAUUCUGCCGGCGCCGAUCGUAAACUCUAGUUCUCCUCCGCCUCCGUCUAAUCAGAAUCCUCUGCCGCAACUUCCACCUCCUCCGCCUGAUUCAGAUAUAACCACCACACCGCCUCCACCUGCAUCGUCGCAGACAUCAAUCGCGCCGCCACCUCCAGCUCUAGAAUCGACAUCACCGCCAUUAAAUCCGCCGACCUCCGUCGUCAAUACUUCCGCUCCUGUGCAUGCGAAGCUGGUGAACGACUAA
Messenger RNA from Brassica oleracea var. oleracea, 564 nucleotides. Its product is annotated as proline-rich receptor-like protein kinase PERK8. The record is from RefSeq and is a predicted model, not a curated record. Bases 1 to 564 code for a protein of 187 amino acids. Lineage: Eukaryota; Viridiplantae; Streptophyta; Magnoliopsida; Brassicales; Brassicaceae. The transcript has 2 exons.